UGCUAUAGUAACACACGUAGAUCGAGAAGUUGCGGGACCAAAAACGAGGUCCCCCUCGUCUAACAGCUGUAGUACUUGCUUCCUCUGUACUGUCGGUAAUUUUUGGUUACAGUAAUUCGUGUUAAACUAACGUUUAAACUUUAUUGAGCUCAUCUUUCAUGAUUUAAUUAAUCCAUUUUGUUGAAAACAAGGGUAUUUAAUAGUGAAAUUGUAUUUUGGCAACAGUGUCACUUUACUUCUAGAUCAUUUGAAAGUGCACCGUAGCAGAAGACAUCGAAAACCGUUGGUGGUUUGAUAGUCGUUAAGUAGAAACCUAACCUAACAUUGUCUACUACGAUAGCGUCCUUAUUGCAAUUUUCCUAGCGAAUUAACUUCGAAUUUAAAUAACGAAUGUAAUAUUAAGAAUAUUAUGCACUAUAGUGUGUUUCUUCUUCAGAGUGUAAAGUGAAAGAAAUAAAUUGUUAAGCAAGGAAUGGAUCCUGCAACUGUCAUCGCUCUGUGCAAGGAAAACAUUCAACCACUUCGUAAUGGUAGAAAUGCAGCUCAAUUGGAAACAGCUUUAAGAGCACAGGAAGAUGAAGAGACUCAACAAUUACUUCUUCAAGAAAAGCAAAUAUAUGAAGAUGCAAUUAAAAAUUACGAAGGAGACGAUCCUUUAGAAAAUUGGUACGAAUAUAUAUUAUGGAUUGAACAAAGUUACCCUAAAAGCGGUCAUGAGUCGCAUAUUGGAAAAUUAUUACAACAGUGCUUGGCGACAUUCGAAAAGGAAACAAAGUAUUAUCAGGAUCAAAGAUAUAUACGUCUUUGGAUUAAUUAUAUAAGUAUGCAAAAAAAUCCCUUAGAAUUAUAUCAACUUUUAUAUAAUAAUGGAAUCGGAACGAUGGUAGCGGACAUGUACAGAGCAUGGGCCUUUGAAUUAGAACAAAUAGAGGAUUAUAAACAAGCAGAUGAAAUUUAUUUAUUAGGCUUAAGAGCUCGAGCAGAACCGUCGGAAGAAUUAGAUUACGCGCAUAAAAACUUUCAGUUAGCAGUAGCUCGUAAAACACUUGGACGCAUGGACGAUAGAGGCGAUAUAUCAUUGUUUGAGCAAAGACAAGCAUUUAGUUCAUUGAAAGCAAUCAAAGCUGGUAAAAAGGUUGGUACGAUAAGAACUGGACAUCGUGUGCGUGAUUAUUUACCUGGUAGCGUACCUCAGGUUACGCCUAUGCCGAAUACUAGACCAAAUGCUCGAAUCCAAAUAUAUCAGGAUGAUAUGCACGGAGAGAUGAAAGGUGCGAGUAUAUUAGAUCAUGUACCCAUAGAAGAUAUGAUGCAUAAAGAAAAUACAAUUAAACCUGGACCGUGGAACAGCGGUAUCAAAAAAUCUAAUUUGUUGUCAUCUUCUGUUAAAACUGCCUUUAAAAUUCACGAAGAUGAUCAAGAUGAUAACGACAUGCAGAAAAUAAGAUUGUUUCCUAAUCAUACAUCAUUUUUCGAUGGGAGCAAAUAUUCUGAGCACAUACAUAUACCAGUAUAUGUACCAGAUCGAACAAAUUUAAAUGUUAUACUGAAACCACACUAUCCUAAAGAUAUAGUUUAUGCCAAUAAUAUGGAUAUAAGUAUGGAGGAAAUUAGAGCUCAACAUUAUCUUCUUAAAAGUAGACAAAGUCAGGAGAUGCAGAAAAAGUAUUCUGACUUAGAAAUAGAUGAUAAAUGUUCAAGAAAUGUUGGUUUACAAAACCAUCAAAAAAUAAUGGAAAGAGAACCUCAUAGUCAAAAUAUUACAUUGCAAGAAUUACAACAACAUAAUCUCAAGCUUCAAAGAAGAGUGGAACAUUUAGAAAUUGAAAGACACAGAAUUCAAAUUGAGCAAAACGCGAAGCAGCAAGAAUUAAAAAGAUUAGAAAUUGAAAGGAUAGAAGCUGAACAAAUUGAAGCCGAAAGAAUUGAUGCUGAAAGAAUUGAAGCGCAGAGGAUCGAAGCGGAAAGAAUAGAAGCGCAGAGGAUCGAAGCUGAAAGAAUUGAAGCUCAGAGGAUCGAAGCGGAAAGAAUCGAAGCCGAACGAAUAGAAGCGCAAAGAAUUGAAGCAGAAAGAAUUGAAGCUGAAAGGAUCGAAGCUCAAAGAAUGGAAGCUGAAUUAAAUACGCAAAGAAAAUUACAAACGAGUUAUUUGCAUCCGCAUCAUACGCCAUCUUUAUCAACGGAUAAUGAAGAACAUUUACUUGGGCAAAGUCUCACAGUAAAUACAAAGGAAGCGAUAUCAGCUGUUCAAGAUUUAUGGCAUUCUCCAAAUAUUACACCUGCUACACCACGUUUUCGUAAUUCCAUAACACCUCGAAUGACAGAUUCUAGAACAAAAUUAUCUUUUGACAUUCAUAUGGAUAGUUCCAUGACACAGCAUGCAAUGUCUAAUAAACAUCAUCAAGGAUUUAAUAUACAACCUUACGAAGAUCAAGAAAAUCAUCAAAGUUUUCAUACUUCUCAUCAGAGUUAUGUCCCUUCGGCACAACACACGCCAUACGGAAAUCAUGGAUUACAAAAUACUUAUCAUUACCCAAUACCGCAUCACGAUCAGCAGGUACAACAACUGUCACAUCAUCCACACCACCAAAUGAUGCACCCACCUCAACAACCACACCAACAACCACACCAACAACCUCAUCAACAACCGCACCAGCAAGCGCACUCAUUGCAUCAUCAAUCCCUUUCUCAGUCUCAACAUCUUCAAUCGCAUUCGCAACUUCACCAUUCCCAUUCGCAACUACAUCAUUCACCACACAGUCAACAUUUGCAACAUCAGCAACAUCACCCACACCAUCAUAUGCAACAAAUGCAACAUCCUUCCUUUGGCAAUAUGUUACCAAAUGAUAUCGGAUAUCAACAAUAUCCACCCUCAUUGGAUCCAGCUCUUUUACAACAAAAUUCCGAACCUCAAAAACCAUUACAUUAUUCGUCGUUCAGCGAACCUAACGUCGAAGCUAACAAACCUUAUAGAAUGCCUCCUGAACUACCGUAUAUCAAAUCACCAGGCAUGAAUCGUAGAGACUUAAAAUAUUUGGAGAAUGCUGAAAAUAAAGAAAAUGCUAUUGUUGUUGAUUAUAAUGGACCACCUGAAGAAAACAUGCCACCAAAAUUAACAGAAGAAGAUAACUUGUACACAGAUGAUAAUCUUGGUAUAUCACCUUUAUCAGGACCUGACGAAACUUGUUAUACCGAGACAUUCAAUGCUUUAUUAAGUAGUUCUACUCCUAUGACUAAUCAUUUUAGACUAUCGCAUAGACCAAAGGAUGUGCCACAAUUUUCAAAUCAAAAUGUUCCACAUCACACAAUUCCAGAUGUACAUAAUGGUAACACAGAGGAAAAAUUAAGCGUCAUAAUGGAAACAACUAGAGAAUACGUUUCAAGCAGCUCAGCAUCUAGUGCUAAUACAAGAACAGCUGCCUUAGGAUUUACAUUAACAAGAGAAGAAAUGAGUCUGAUUAAAGAAUCGAGUAUACAACAAAUCCCUAACGAUUCUAUACUAGUGGGCAAUCCACCAUACGAGCAAAAAAUGCGCGCUCAAAUGCAAGCUAUAAAUGCUCAAAGUCCACGCACGGUACAACGAAAUGUGGAUCAAAUAACGUCUGAAAUAAAGAAUAAUUGUGACUUACGAAAAUCUAUUACCUUUAAAAUGAACAGUGAAAUAGACAAUCAAGAAAAAACAGAUACUAUGGAAUGCGAAGAGCAUGAACCAAUGGAACAAGUGGAGGAAGAAAUCUUUCAACUUCCUUCCGGAAAUAUUAAUCCUUUUGAUAAAAAUUUAAUUGCCGGUCUUUUAAGAAACAUGAAAUUUCCGCAACCGCAACACGCAGAAGGAUAUGUGAGAAUAAAUACUAAUUUAAAUAAGCUUGUGCCUUCAACUAUCAUUACGCUUGGACCAGAAGCGUAUAAUUUGGAAAAGUGCCUUGGGAAAGGAAUGUACGGAACAGUUUAUAAAGCAGUAAAUAUGCAAACAGGUCAAACUGUUGCUUUAAAGACCCAAAAGCCUGCAUGGGUUUGGGAAUAUUACAUUAUUAGGGAAAUAAAAGCCCGCCUUACAAAUGCACAUAUGCUUCGAGGAUUUAUGGAUGUUUCAGUAGCUUAUAUAACAAAUAACGUCAGUGUACUAGUUUCCGAAUAUUCCAAAUUUGGAACGUUAUUAACAGUAACUAAUCAAUUUAAAUUGUCCUCUGGUAAACUAUUAAAUGAAUCACUUGCUAUUUUCUUUACUAUCGAAAUGCUUCAAAUUGUUGAACAUUUACAUAAAUGCCAAAUUAUACACGGGGAUAUAAAACCGGAUAAUUUCUUAUUCAUGCGAUUACCAACAGUAGACGUCAGACCAACGAUACAAUUGAUAGAUUUUGGAUGUAGUAUAGAUAUGAGCUUGUUACCAGAAAAAACAACGUUUACUCAUAUCAUUAAAACGGAAGAAUUUACGUGCAUUGAAAUGCAAACUGGUAAGCCUUGGACGUAUCAGACGGAUUUAUAUUGUUUAGCGGCAACAAGUCAUUGUUUGUUAUUUGGCAAUUAUAUGAAAGUGUCUAACGUUGGUGAUCGUUGGUUUAUAAAUUCCAAGUUACCGAGAUAUGCAAAGAAGACUGCUUGGGAAUCGUUCUUUACAGAAUUAUUAAAUAUCGAAUCGUGCGAAAAAUUACCUGACUUGUGUAGAUUACGAAACGUAAUGGAGGAAGCUUUACCACCCGUGCCAGAAUUACAAUCAAGGCUUAGACAUUUCUCUAAUAUACUCAACAACCGAUAACGCUUACUUAAUUUGCUACAACAGAUAUUAUUAUUAUUAUUAUUAUUAUUAUUAUUAUUAUUAUUAUUAUUAUUGCCCGAUGUGUAUAACACACAUUUAGUAAAGAACCAACGUUUAAUAAGAAACAACAAGAUUAAUAUUAUUGUACUAUUUAUUGUAAAAGUUACUAUUAUAGAGUGAUAUGUGUACUUCACAGUUACAGUACAUGAAAUGCACGUUCUAUGAUGGCCUGCUUUGUGGAGGUUUUAUUGAUUUAUAAUAUUGCUUGCACAUAAUCAAUAAUAUUAGAAGCGUAAAUUUUUAUUAUCUGUCGAAUGUUU
Messenger RNA from Polistes canadensis, 5076 nucleotides. RefSeq lists its product as uncharacterized. Gene Ontology annotation, molecular function: ATP binding; protein kinase activity. Bases 473 to 4756 code for a protein of 1427 amino acids. The record is from RefSeq and is a predicted model, not a curated record. The transcript is spliced from 15 exons. NCBI's taxonomy places the organism in Eukaryota, Metazoa, Arthropoda, Insecta, Hymenoptera, Vespidae. Gene Ontology annotation, biological process: mitotic spindle assembly checkpoint signaling; protein phosphorylation; meiotic sister chromatid cohesion, centromeric.